Messenger RNA from Lycium ferocissimum, 1332 nucleotides. Its product is annotated as phloretin 4'-O-glucosyltransferase-like. The record is from RefSeq and is a predicted model, not a curated record. Lineage: Eukaryota; Viridiplantae; Streptophyta; Magnoliopsida; Solanales; Solanaceae. The transcript has 2 exons. Gene Ontology annotation, molecular function: UDP-glycosyltransferase activity. Bases 1 to 1332 code for a protein of 443 amino acids.
AUGAAGAAGCACCAUUUCCUUGUUCUCUCUUUGCCUGCACAAGGCCACAUAAACCCCACUCUCCAACUAGCCAAGAACCUUGCACGCGCUGGUGCACGCGCCACCUUUGUCACGACCGUUUACGGCCUCAAGCAAAUGAAAAAUCUCCCAACACAAGACGGGUUAUUCUAUUCCUCGUUCUCCGAUGGGUACGAUGAUGAUAGUUGGAUUUUGAACAAACACAACAAUUAUUUCAACGAUUUAAAGAAAAACGGAACGAAAAACCUCAAAAAUCUCAUUCGAAAAUUUUCCAACGAGGGUCACCCCGUUACGUUCUUGAUAUACACAAUUCUCUUACCAUGGGUUGCAUUGGUGGCGCGUGACUUGCACGUGCCGUCAGCUUUGCUUGUCAUUCAGUGUGGUACUGCUUUUGCAAUUUAUCACCAUUUAUUCAAUUCCACCAAUGGAGUUUAUAGUUCUGUUAGUGAUAUUAUGGUUACACCCUCGUUUCCUAUUGUAUUUCCAGAAUUACCCUUAUUUUCAUGCAAUGAUAUUCCUACUAUAGUUUUACCUAAUAGUCCUCACUCUUCAAUCAUGAUACCUAUUAUGAGAGAACACAUACAAAAUCUUGAAAAUGAUCCAAAUUCUUGUGUUCUCAUCAACUCGUUCAACGCAUUAGAAGAAAAAUCCAUGAGAAUUAUCGAUAAAAUGAGGAUAUUUUCAGUUGGCCCUUUGGUUCCUUCUGCUUUUUCUGAUGGAAAUGAUCCUAAAGACAAGUCUUUUGGAUGCGAAUUAUUUGAUAAGUCUGAGAAAAACUAUCAUCAAUGGUUGGAUUUGAAACCCAAGGGCUCAGUUGUGUAUGUAUCAUUUGGGAGUUUAGCAGUGUUAAAUAGAGAACAAGAAGAAGAAAUUUUGCGCGGAUUAUUGGAAAGUGAAAGGCCAUUUGUAUGGGUGAUGAGAAAAGGGGAAGAAGAAGGACAAAACAAGAAUCUUGAUUAUGAUGAUGUUGUAAAUGAGAAAUUAGGGUGUUUUGUGACACACUGUGGAUGGAAUUCGACUUUAGAAAGUAUAGUAAGUGGUGUGCCUAUUAUGGGGUGUCCACAAUUUUCUGAUCAAACAACAAAUGCCAAAAUGGUGGAGGAAGUUUGGGGAAUAGGAAUAAGAGCAAAAGAAGUGGAAGGAAUUGUAAAAAGGGAAGAGUUGAAGAGGUGUUUGGAAAUUUUGAUGGGAAAUAAAGAGAAAGGGGAAGAAAUUAGAAGGAAUGUGAAGAAAUGGAGUGAUUUGGCUGUGGAAGCUGUGAAAAUUGGAGGUUCUUCAGAUGAUAAUUUGAAGAAAUUCAUAGAGGGUUUGUGA